This is a messenger RNA of Hylaeus anthracinus, 1415 nucleotides long. RefSeq names its product actin-related protein 10 (gene Arp10). NCBI's taxonomy places the organism in Eukaryota, Metazoa, Arthropoda, Insecta, Hymenoptera, Colletidae. Bases 239 to 1357 code for a protein of 372 amino acids. The record is from RefSeq and is a predicted model, not a curated record. Gene Ontology annotation, biological process: retrograde axonal transport of mitochondrion. The transcript has 5 exons.
GUUUACAACUGUCCGUCUUUGCCUCUCUUUGUUUUUAUCGCGAAUGAUAGACAAAGAUGGAAUUAUUUCUUUUAACACGUUGAACUAUCAACAGUCUGUCAUCAUCUGUCAUUCGUCAAACUGCAAAACUUAACCAUAUUCUAUCUUUCAAAAGCUUUCCAAAGAUUUCCUCGUUACUUAGUUUAUUUGUAGGUUAUAUAAUCAUUUUCGAAUUGGUAAGAAGAAACAAGUUGUCAAAAUGCUCCGCAAUUAUGAGGGCGUUAGAUUUCUCCCGGACAAACAAAUGGUGAUUUUUGACAUCGGAAGGGCGUAUACAAAAUUUGGUUAUGCGGGCGAGACUACACCGCGCGGUAUUAUAAGGACGGAGGUCGUAUGUCCAGAGACCAAAGAGCUACGAAAAAUCUAUGAUUACAAAGAUACAGAAGAUUUGUAUCAGUUGCUCGUUGAGUUUCUUCAAUCUUUAUUUUUCAGACACACUCUGAUGAGUCCAAAGGAUGCUAGAGUCGUGGUCUUGGAAUCGCCGCUAACUCCGUCAGAAUUUAGGGAUACGCUAGCCAAAUUGUUGUUUCGACAUUUUGAAAUCAGAUCUCUAAUGUUAUUAUCUGUUCAUUUAGCGACAAUUAGUACAUUGGGUACCAGCACUGCUUUAGUUUUAGAUGUCGGAUAUACGGAAGCUACGUUGAUUCCAAUUUACGAAGGUGUACCAAUUUUAAAAGCAUGGCAGGCUCUUCCUUUGGGUGGUAAAAUUGUGCACGAAUAUUUGAUGAAGUCUUUAAAAGAAGUUGCUCCUAACGCGGAUAUAACGGAAAAACUUGCGGAAGAUAUAAAAGUGAGAACAUGUUUUGUCACGACAUUGGAAAGAUCUGCUAAAUUAGGAACGGCGAAUGCUCCUGCUCCUCCUCCCUCGGUCGUGUAUCCUGGAGUAAAAAAUAUUACUAUACCUGGUGAAAUUAGAGAAAACGCAUUUGAAGCGUUAUGGGAAAGAGACAGAGAUAAUCUUAGUAUACCUACGAUGAUUCUGGAUGCUAUAAUUAAGUGUCCGAUAGAUACUAGACGUACUUUAGCUGAAAAUAUAAUGUUAAUCGGUGGAACGACAAUGACAAAAGGUUUUGCUAGUCGUCUUAAAUCCGAACUUUUGACUUUAGUAAACAGUAAUUAUUAUGCCGAUAAAUUAAAAAUUAAGACGUUCAAGUUUCAUACCGCACCCAGUAAGCCAAAUUACACGGCCUGGUUAGGAGGUGCUAUUUUCGGAACUAUAGAUUUACCAUCGAGAUGUGUAACAAAAGAAAAUUAUCUAAAAUCUAACAGAGUCCCCGAUUGGACUAAUUUAAUAGAUAACCAGAGAGACGAUCCGUAAUUUGCGAAAUGUAAAACAUUGCCUAAUUAAACAAAUUAAUACAAUUUUUAUAAUGGAA